Messenger RNA from Pestalotiopsis fici W106-1, 1020 nucleotides. RefSeq lists its product as uncharacterized. NCBI's taxonomy places the organism in Eukaryota, Fungi, Ascomycota, Sordariomycetes, Amphisphaeriales, Sporocadaceae. The record is from RefSeq and is a predicted model, not a curated record. The transcript has a single exon. The coding region runs from base 1 to 1020 and encodes 339 amino acids.
AUGGCACACAAAGUAUUCCACCGAGAAAGCUCCUCAUCCACAGCCUAUCGACGCAUCGGCGCUGGCUUUUGCGGAUCGGUUUGGGGUGAUCCUGAACACCACAAUGUUGAUUCCUCUGUCGCAAUCAAACGCGAAGACGGCGGCCCCGGGCGGUCACUAUUUAACGACUUUCAAAUUCACAAGAUACUCAUCACAGCCUACAAUGAGUGCCCACAGCAUAUUCAGGCCGCUUUCCAAAUUCCAGAAUGUCAUGAGUUCGUUCCAGAUACGUAUGCUGGCUGGACGACUACCACUCUCCUGAAUCGGUUUCCACAAGGGUAUACUGCUUGCAACAUUCUUAUCACACAGAGGAUCCCGCCAUUCCCUGAGCAGGCUCGUCAUGCACUGACCGACAAAUUCUGUCCUACUCAUCUCAUUGAAAACAUCAAAGCUGAUACCAACAACCUCGAUUGCCUAGUUCGCCCAUAUCUAGGUCGUCGCAAGUUCGGACAAUGCCGAUCCAAAUUGCGCGUCUUCAGUCUGCGGAAUUAUCCACUCCAUAUCGAUCAAAUGUCGGAUCUCGGACUGGACGCCUUUGGCUACUCGACUGCCAUUGCCAGAGCUUUGGCAUUCAUGUAUUGGAAAGGAAAGAUCGAUGCCAACGACGUCGAGUUUGUUCUCGCACCAGCACCAGAUUUUGCUUUGUCACAGUUCCAUUCGGCGCAUCUCGGCGGCCACAACUUGUGGAUUCUGGACUUUGAUUGCUGCAAAAGCAUGUCGAUGAAUAAGGAAGGAGUACACCGGGCAGCACAAGCUUUUCUGCGUAAUGAUCCAUUUUAUCCAUGUCCCGGGCGAGAGAACAAGGAGGAUCAAGAGCUGUGGAAACACUUUAGAGCUCAGUUCCUGGAAGCAAGCUCAUAUUUAUUGCAUGAUGACGACGAGGCAUCCAGAAUACUUCCAAAUUUGCUCAUGGAAACCAUUGAGAAGUUUGUACAGGAAUCAAGCGCCGGCCAGCAGCGUAUACAUGAACCAGUGCAAUAA